This is a messenger RNA of Cladocopium goreaui, 1305 nucleotides long. The record is from the annotation of a GenBank genome assembly. NCBI's taxonomy places the organism in Eukaryota, Dinophyceae, Suessiales, Symbiodiniaceae.
AUGGCGCUGGAAUCUCCAGCGCCCUGGCUCAACGCAGUCCUCCCGCACGUGAUGGGGAACAGUGCAGCCCAAGUCUGCUGCUACUUGGUCGACGACAGUGCAGCUCUGGGCAACCCCUGCGGCCGGGAGAAUUGGAGUGAGAGGUUUGGAGUUGUUGCGAGCGCCGACCCGAAACCCCCAACCGCCGCAGGGGCGAGGGCCAGCGAUCUCCGCACCUGCAGGUCAGCCAAGCGUCCAAGAGUUCGUCGUCCAGUUGGCCCUUCGACUUUGAAAGUUCUGGCGAGGCAGAGGGGCCGAAGAAACAGCCACUGGCGCAGCAGGCAGCAGAUGAGGCUGAAGAGAAGGUCAAGAUCCUGGAGAUAUCCGCUGGACGCCCUGGUGGGCUGGCGAGCCUUGAAACGUUUGCUGAUGCUAUGGAUCUUGAGCUGGUCCCUGGAGUCCCUGCGCAAGAAGUUUCCCACCAGUGGUAUGGGUUGGGGCUCUGGCUGGUCCGCAAAGGCACACCUAAAGCCACCGAGCAAGCCAGGGGAGCCCAGCAGGAAAGAGGCGACCCACCAGUUCGUCUAUGAGAUCGAGCAGGCAGUGCUGAUCGCUGUUGGUGCAGCUGGCGGAUCCAUUGAUCGCUUGCGGUGCUGGCGAUCAGGCAGCUUAGAACAGAGCGCCGCUGAUGCAUGGCUGUUCGAGUGUGGUAUUCUGGGCAGACCCCAGCCCAUUGCCUUGGAGUUGCGAGGCCGGAUGAGCGCCAUUGAUAUUUGUGAUUCAGAUGAGGACGAGGCGCUGGCGCGCAAGCGCGAGGCCAUCCGUCGCCGCCGUCAAGCCGCGACCGGCUCGGAGCUUCCGAGCAGCGAGGAGGUGCCAGCGGCAAAACCCCCUGUGGAGUUGCCCACGGGGCCCUGGGAGUGCCCUGCGUGUGGGGAAAGCAACGGGGAAAAACGCCUGAAGUGCAACAACUGCACCAGAGUACGGCCUGGGGCGGAGGAGCUGGUUGCUACUCCCACUUCCACUGCGCCUGCAGCCACGGGGGACGCAACAAAGGACGAAAGCAGGCGCAAACGCCGGCGAGGUUGGGACGACUGGGAGGAACAAGCGAAGCAGGCGGCGGCCAAAGCCAGCACGCAGAACGCCAGCAUUAUGAAAGAUGUGAUUAACAGUUGGAAACCCACAGUGGAUCAGCUCAAGGCCAUGACUGUUGCUGAGCUAGGCCCCGUGUGCAAGAGUUGGAAGAUCUCCAUUGAGCCAAAGGAGUACAUGCGCGAUGUGAUGCUGAGCAAAGCGCUCAAGGUGAUACAUGGAGUUGACCCAUGA